Messenger RNA from Histoplasma capsulatum G186AR, 3231 nucleotides. RefSeq lists its product as uncharacterized. Gene Ontology annotation, molecular function: molecular adaptor activity. The transcript has 3 exons. Gene Ontology annotation, cellular component: anaphase-promoting complex. The coding region runs from base 1 to 3231 and encodes 1076 amino acids. Gene Ontology annotation, biological process: protein K11-linked ubiquitination; anaphase-promoting complex-dependent catabolic process; metaphase/anaphase transition of mitotic cell cycle. Lineage: Eukaryota; Fungi; Ascomycota; Eurotiomycetes; Onygenales; Ajellomycetaceae. The record is from RefSeq and is a predicted model, not a curated record.
AUGGCCUCAGUCCGCUCGCUGGGUCUCCACGAGCCCACCGGCAUACCAUUCCUGGUGGCGGAGUCGAGACUGCCGGCAAACCCCUCCGAUGACCUAUUUGUUUGGAAAACUUGCAAUUUCGAUAACGGGACUGGAGAUCUACUGGAGGAGGAGAUAAUAUUCACGAAUAACUGCGUUGUUUGGUCCCGAGGCGGGGUAGUUACAAGAUCAUUCAGUUUUCAUAUCGAGAAGGAGGAAAUAAUUGACGCAUUAUUUGCAACGUUCCCGGCAAGCUCUACCAAGCGAGAUAGCAGAAGGGAUUUUGGGAAGAAUCAAACUACCCCAAACCCAUCCCGAGCUGCAGUUACUAUAAAGGAUGAUGGCUUACAAACCGGGUUAAGAGGGAAGAAGUGUCGACAGGGAAGAAGUAAAGCGACAUCGGAAUGCGGAGCUAUUCCCACACUUGCUGUUGGCGAUGGAAAUGGAGAAAAUAUUUUACCUAGGGCACUGGUUGUGGUUUUGAAAUCUCAAGCUCACAUAUUUUUUGUCAAUGGUGACUUUCAUGUUGUCCCUUUGCCAUUCGAAGUCGAUGCCGUUUGGCCUACACCACGAGGCCUGCUGCUUCAAAGAAAGGCUGCAGGGGAGCGGGAGAAGCUGUUGCCAGCGCCUCCGCCGAACUCCUUCGUUUCUUCGCAAAACAAACAUCAGAAUUCAUUCACCCUUUCAGGAGGGAGCAGUGCUCGACCCUCUCUUACACUAUCUCUCGCUCAGUCGUCGAAGUGGAUUCCGAAAGUAGACGAUAAUGCUUUUCUUCCUCGAGUGUUUUGUCUCAUGGACCCUCAUUCUGAGAUGGGAUUGGUCGUUGCUAGCAAUCCUUCGCUGUCCACCCAAGACAAGGGCGGAAGCUUUGAUGCGCUUGAUCCAACUGAAGAAGUACUAUAUGUCUCCGCGCAAGAUGAGGCCUCGAAUGGGAAUUCCAAAGCUCCUGAUAAACAUCCUUUAUUGCUCGUUGUGACAUGGAAUGAAAAGUCUGGAAUGUACACCAUCUGGACUGCUCGCUACAGAGACAAAGAUUCAGCGCUUACUCACUCCAAAAAACGAGUGUCGACUACGGGUGGGACAUAUUCGAAGAGACGAAGUUCCCACUUUGAUAUGACGGGUGCUACUACACCGGUUGGUCGGGGACCAUCUGGGCUUCGCGAAAGUUUUGGUGGAUUAAAUCAUGGCCGAUCUGUUUCGGACUUGCUCAGAUCAAACACAAAGCAUAAAACUGACGAAGAUGAGGAUUUGGCAUCCCAACUAGGCCAUGAGUUUGACGAUAUUGGCGUUUCUACGAGGGCGUCUCGAAGAGUGAGCUCGUUGCUAGCACGCGCAGAUCUUGCUGCGAAUAACGAUAGAACAACUUUUUCAGACCUUGUCACUGGCAACCAGAAUGCUUCGUCAUUCUAUGGAGGGAGACGUGGAGAAUCGUUCGGCGGUCAAAACGCUCGUGCAAGCUUCGGGUACCAUCAGAGAAACUCAUUAACUCAUGGGAGCACUUCAGUAUAUAGCAACGGCAGCAGUUUUCUCGAUGCCCCGGUUGAUAGAUUCUUAGAAAGCCUAAAUAAUGGGGGUGAUUUUGAAGGAUUCGAUAGCAUGGGCCUUAGAGAAACUAUAUCUGGCCUACCAAGGGAGAUGAUACUUGUAAAAGUGGAUAGCUUUUCGCUUGGAUUGUCAACUGCUCGAAGCGUCCCAAAUUUUCUUCGACCCCAGAAAUUCGAGGUGUUUACGAUCUCUUCAUACCAGGAAGCGUCCCUAGAGUCACCUGAAUCGAUUUCAAUUGCUGUUUGCAUACUUGACAAGAAUUCAAAGAACUUGUUGGUUUUGCGACAGGGGGAUAAGGCCGGGGAUGGAAUUCUUGUUGGUUGGUGGGAAGUGUUGAAGUGGCUUCAAACGAGGAGGGAAGGGGACAAUGAUAGCGAUUUAGAGUGGACUGCAAUGGGCAACCGCUCGAAAGCUCCGGCUAGACCAAAGCGAAGAAAAGCCGAGUUUCUUCGAUCUAGUAGCGGCAGCUCAGUUGACCUUGACAACUGGGAUAGUAUGCUGGACCAAGAAACUGGAUCGCGUGGUGUUGCCUCAGCUUGGAUGACGGGCUCUUCUUGGGGUUGGAUUUCGGAAGGCGAUUUGAAGACUAUGGAAGAAGUAUCCUGGGCAGAUCAUCGACCCGGUCCUGAGACGGCAGCCAAUUCCCGAAAAAAUCCCUAUAUUCUUCGGUGUGUGGCGUUAUCCCGAGAGUUUCUUGCUUCUCCCCAAGGUGAGGCUGCAAUGGGUGCGGAAGGCUACUUGCCAACUGCAGUGUCUUGCGACUCUGACACGAGACGAACUGCUCUUGGCACGAUAUUGGUGGGACUACAUUUAUUUCGUGAGGAGCAGAAGUUGUCUACCAUCAAUGCAGAGAGUUCUUAUUCGAAAGCUGGCCUUCUUGCCCCAGUCUUAGCACAAAUUGGUGGAUGGCUGGGGUGGGAAUCCUGGAACUGGAAAGAUCAUGGCUAUUACGGCGUCGAGAUGGCGAGUAUAGAUCGGUGGCUGUUUGAAGAAUCCAGAAUUUCAACUUUGGACUUACCUGAAGAGCCUUUCCCCCCACCUUCGAUACUCUCAUUUAUUGAAAAAUCUCUGAACCAUGAACAAGUUAAAUUCUUGACGAUUCUCGACAUAGUACCAAGCUCUGCGUCACCAGCCAGGCGAGAUUCUGCCAUGCAGCGAGCUAUGAGGCUCACACCAAGGACUUUGGCAUUAAGUGGUUUCAUUUCCGAGCUAAAACCACAAACUACUAUUGAGGAACGAGUGGAACUGUUGUUUCGUUGGGGCUUAACAAGUUCCGUAAUUGAUACCCUCCCUGACGGAAUCAGUGCUUCCCUUCACGAAGCGAUUGCUCAAUGCCAACCGGCGCCUCCAAGCCACUGGGGUGGCUCCAUGUUCGCAUUGAUCGACAGAGGCGACCUUCUCAUGUCGAUGACUGAAGAUAGGGCCAGUACUCCAAUAUCAAGGUCUCCAUUUAUCCAAUCCCACGAUGCUGUACGUGACGUUCAUUCGAUUGGGAGCCAGUCACUCGAUGGGACUACUUUGAAUUCUUUCGAAGUUUCCGCUGAAGCCGAUAGACAGUUAAUUACUCGGCUUAUUUUCCGCGAGAUCGACGCUUUUAUGAAGCAUUUAGGAUUCUUAAUCAAUGAAACCUCCAUAUGUGGAAUGUGUCCCAGCCCCAGGAUUGUCUGA